AUUUUCUGAAGAAAAGAACAGAUAUUUCUUUUACAGCAACUCCUCCACACACAAAGUUAGAUAAAGAUGGAGAGCUCCUAUGUGGUGAAGGGGAUGGACAUUACUGUCUGCCCUCUUCUGACUAUAUUGCUCAUCCUUUGGCUUUGUUUUGUGGUACAAAGGGAGCAGGUUCUGGUCACCUACUACACAAAUCUCUUACUCUCCAAUCUAAUCCAGUUCGGUGUAAUGAUCUUUUGGAAGUCAAUAAUGUUCCAUGAAUAUUACACUACUGGUAUUAUUUUUGAUAGUAUUUACCUCUUUGGUGUGAUGGCUAAUCUUGAGUUCAAGAUGUGCAUUGCUGCUGAAAGGUGUUUCCUCAUCACCUGCCCACAGCUGAACUGCAUCAGACAAACUAAAGGUUCUUUGCUGGUCUCUGUUCUGGUCUGGAUCCUUUGUGUUAUCACUGCAUCUCUUUGCAUAGUUUUGAACCAGCAUUUUCUCAUCACUAUUUUGGUCUUCAACCUCUCACCUUUGUUCAUCCUCAGUUUUGCUUGGACCCUCAGAGCUCUUCCUUCUGCCACCUCAGUGCCCACAGACGAAAAACGAAGAGUUUUAGGAACUUUAGUUGUGUUGCUGCUUAACCACUUUCUCAUGAUCUUUCCCAUGGCCGUUUGUUAUACUUUAAUAUUUAAAUAUUGCACUGACUUUCCGUAUAGUGUUAUCAGCUUAUUUCUGCUCAGUCCUUUUAUGGACUUGGUUCUGUUUGUUUUCAUUCGUAAAGGGCCCAUUGAUAGAUUGCUGGCACGUCUGUGUUGCUGCGGUAUGGACAACACUGUAGGAAAUCUCAGUGUGACACCAACAGUGACAACGCCAGUGUGAU
Messenger RNA from Oreochromis niloticus (Nile tilapia), 859 nucleotides. RefSeq lists its product as uncharacterized. The record is from RefSeq and is a predicted model, not a curated record. NCBI's taxonomy places the organism in Eukaryota, Metazoa, Chordata, Actinopteri, Cichliformes, Cichlidae. The transcript has 3 exons. The coding region runs from base 67 to 858 and encodes 263 amino acids.